AGUUACAGGGCUGCGCCAUGGGUGCCAACAUGGCACCUGCCUACGCAAAUAUCUUCAUGGAUAACUUUGAAAAAAUGUAUAUUUUUUCAAAUGGGGACUAUAGUCAGUAUAUACAUCACUAUAUGCGCUACGUGGAUGACACGUUCUUUAUCUGGACUGGCUCGGUGGACAAAUUUCAUGAAUUUGUUAAUUAUCUUAAUACUGUACAUCAAACAAUUAAAUUUACAUCUGAAGUUAACCCUUUAGAGUUACAUUUUUUGGAUGUAAAUGUGCAGGUGAGUGGCUCUUCAUUUACUACCACCGUUUAUACUAAACCCACUGAUCGAAACAAUAUCCUUAAACCAUCAAGUUUCCAUCCACCCGGUCUAUUUAAAGGUCUGCCACGUAGCCAAUUUAUGCGGGUUAAACGUAUCACGUCCACUGCUGAGCUAUAUAAUCUUGAGUCAACUAAGAUGGUAGAUAAAUUCGAUGCGAGGGGUUACGACAGACCAACAUUGUUGGCAACACAGAAUGAGGUGGGGGAUAUACCUAGGGUGACUGCUUUAACGAAAAAACCUCUAAUAACAGCUAGUAAAAUACAGAGAAUCCCUUUUGUUACUUCUUAUGAUACCAAUUCUUGGUUUUUUCGUAAGGUGAUACUUAGACACUGGAAGGUUUUGAGUACAGACCAGAAGUAUGGUCAUUUGUUUAAAUCUCCCCCCAUUUUCUCUUAUAGGAGAGGGAGGAAUGUUGGUGAAUUGAUAAAGCGUAAGCCACCUCCUUCAAAAGGUAGUCGUAAUCUGCUUGGUUCACAGAGUAAUGGUACUUUUCCUUGUAGGAACUGCAGCCAUUGCAAUGCUAUUACCCCUGGCAGCUCUGUGACACAUCCUCAUUUGGGCACUAAGCAUGACAUUAAGGGAUUUUUUACCUGUGAUACGAAGGACGUGGUUUAUUGUCUUAAGUGCCCGUGCGGACUGACCUAUAUUGGUCAGACAAGUCGGGCUAUUAAAUUGCGACUUAAUGAACACAAGUCUAAUAUUCGUAAUUAUCGGCCGGCUCCGCUUCUUCCACAAACCUCUUUAAAAAGUCUUAAAAAUUCUGAUGUCAGGACUGAAAGAAUAAAACCUGAGACCUUAUUGGCAAAACAUUUCUUCAUGCAGGGACAUCAAGUAUCCCAGCUGAGAUGGCAAGUUCUAGAAAAAGUAAUUUUUAAACCUGGUUUGGAUAAAAAGAAAUGUUUGUUACAGAGGGAAUGCUAUUGGAUUUGGCUUCUCGAAUCCCGGCACCCUAAAGGUCUUAAUGAAGAAUAUAGUAUGGCCUGUUUUUUGUAAUUAUUUCGCCUUCUUCCUCCACUCUAGAUGAACAGCUUUGCCUUGGAUGAACUCAGGGAUAGAUUUUUCUCUGCACAUAAGACACUGUGUUAGGACAGAAGAUUUUAUUAUGGACAUUUAUUCACUUAUGAACAUUUUAUUCACCGAAGAAAAUGCUUUCACCAUUUCUUGCCAAGGAUGUUUUGGCUUUUUUAUCAGCACUUGCACUUUAUUGACCUUUGAAUUUUUAAUGUAGUAAUUUAUUCAUUGCUUGGGUCCACACCCAUUUGGAAUCACGUGACCCUUUUCACCUAUAAAUUUUUAGUGCACUAUGUGUUUGUUAUGCUUGACAAAGGGGGUAACCCCGAAACGUUGCAUGCUGCAAUAAAUACCUAGCAAGGUUUUUCCUGCUUGAAAUAUCCUGUGUGCCAGUGAAGUUUUUUGUUCCAGUAUACUAGGGAGGUGGCCGAUUCCUCCUGUUUGCUGUGCACCAGGUGUUCUCUAUCUGAUUGAUUAGGGUGUGCGAGUGUUUCUUGA
This is a messenger RNA of Xenopus laevis (African clawed frog), 1826 nucleotides long. RefSeq lists its product as uncharacterized. Bases 18 to 1310 code for a protein of 430 amino acids. The transcript is spliced from 2 exons. The record is from RefSeq and is a predicted model, not a curated record. NCBI's taxonomy places the organism in Eukaryota, Metazoa, Chordata, Amphibia, Anura, Pipidae.